This is a messenger RNA of Mesocricetus auratus (golden hamster), 1740 nucleotides long. RefSeq names its product sentrin-specific protease 2-like. The coding region runs from base 1 to 1428 and encodes 475 amino acids. The transcript has a single exon. Lineage: Eukaryota; Metazoa; Chordata; Mammalia; Rodentia; Cricetidae. Gene Ontology annotation, molecular function: deSUMOylase activity. The record is from RefSeq and is a predicted model, not a curated record. Gene Ontology annotation, cellular component: nucleus. Gene Ontology annotation, biological process: protein desumoylation.
AUGUGUCCCAAACAUGCAGUGAAAUUUCGCAAAAGAAAGAGCCAGGACGAAGGAGAAACUGAUGAGAAGUCUGAGGAGCCACACGAGUCUCCAAAGAGAGUGAAACAAGAACACUUGGAAAAACAUCCUGCCCAUCAAGAACCUGGAAAUCAUCAGGCAUUGAAUCCCAUGGAAGAGGGUGCCUUGCACCCAGAAAACCAGGACAGGGUCAUAGACCCUCAAUCAGAGGAUGUCAUUGAGGUUAAAUGUGGGGGUGCUGGCAGGAGUCGCAAGCGCACUUACUCCAGCACACAGGACACAGUUGAGAAACAGCAUAAUGAAAAGUGCAGAAGGUUAUUGGGUCAUCUUCAACCCAGCGAUGCUGCCCACUGUGGUCCUCCCAACUCUCACACAAGACCUGCUGAUGACCUGAAGAUCACCAAAGGCUACAUGGAAGAACACAUUCAUGGAUGUGAAACAACUCUGUUCCAGCCAAAUCAAUCCAGACAUCUGGUCACAAGACACCAUUCACCAGUCAAAACUGAAAAGAUCUACUCCCCAGAGACACAUUUUGAAGCCCAAAAGACAGGUGGAGUGGAUUUUGACAACCAGAUCACAAUACACCACUCCCAGCCUGACAUUUUGGGAGGAGCUCAGGCCCCAAACUCGAAAAAUUGUGACACCAGUGACAUCAUCCACAAGGAUAUGUUAAAGCCAGAGGGCAAGAAGAAGCCUUUUGAGGAGCAAGAGAAGGACAUCAGCCAAGACCAUGGCCCUGAUAUAACACCUGACAUGGAGAAGGAAAUCAUGAGUGCACUCGCUCCAGGGCCACAGGAGGACAUCCUAAGCAGUGCAUUUAAACUGACCAUUACGCGAGGAGACAUGCAGACUCUACAGGAAAGCCAGUGGCUCAAUGAUGACAUCAUAAAUUUUUACAUGAACCUGAUCUCUGAAAGAAGCAAAUUACCUGGCUAUGCUGCGAUUCACACCUUUAAUACAUUCUUCUAUACGAAACUCAAGUGUGGGGGAUACAGGUCUGUGAAGAGGUGGACCCGGGCCCUGAAUAUCUUUGAAAAGGACAUUGUCCUUGUGCCAGUACACCUGGAGGUCCACUGGAGUUUGGUGGUCAUAGACCUACGAAAGAAGACCAUUGCCUACUGGGAUUCCAUGGGACUCAAAAGACCAAGUGUCCUGAGGAUGAUUUUCCAGUACCUGCAAGAAGAGAGCAAAGCGAGAAGGAAUAUAGAUCUGGACCCUUUGGAGUGGCGGCAAUACAGCAUGGAAGCAGAGGAGAUCCCUCUGCAGCUGAAUAAGAGUGAUUGUGGAGUGUUCACCUGUAAAUACGCAGACUAUAUUUCGAGAGGCCAACCCAUAACCUUCUCUCAGAAGCAUAUGCCUCUGUUUAGGAAGAAGAUGGUAUGGGAAAUCCUGCAUAAGCGCUUACUGUAGCAGCAGCUCCAACUGGCUGCUGAGGCUGCUCUGCAGUCUUUUAUAGAUGCUGCCAGGGACUUCAGGCAGGGUUGCUGAAAGAGCCUUGAAACAGGCUCUGGUCUAUAAAAAGUGGGUGAAGCCCCAACACUCAUCCAUGUACUGCUAACUGCCCCAGAUUUGCAUCUGGGGCAAUCUAUCCGAUGUGUGUGCCCAAAACAUUUUAGAAACACACAGCCCACACAACAUAACAUGCUGAUAUGUAUGUUUCUUUCAAGAUUAUGUUACUGAUGUUAAUGUUAAAUUAUUUUUAAUUGUUUAAUUUUUACAAUU